This is a messenger RNA of Nerophis lumbriciformis (worm pipefish), 5673 nucleotides long. Lineage: Eukaryota; Metazoa; Chordata; Actinopteri; Syngnathiformes; Syngnathidae. The record is from RefSeq and is a predicted model, not a curated record.
AUGUCAGAGCGCUCUGGGCAAACUGCAAAGGGGAAGGAAGGCAAAACCAAGUAUGCGUCUCUCAAUCUGUUUGAUACAUACAAAGGAAAGAGCCUUGAAACACAAAAGCCUAUUGUUCCCCCACGCCAUGGCUUGCAGUCUCUCGGUAAAGUUGCCUCUGCCCGGCGUAUGCCACCCCCUGCCAAUUUGCCAAGUCUGAAGGCAGAGAAUAAAGGCAACGAUCCCAACGUCUCACUCGUUCCCAAAGACGGCACAGGAUGGGCAAGCAAACAGGAACAAGCGGACCCAAAGAGUACCGAUGCAUCGUCAGCACCGCAGCAGGAACCGCAGCAGCCUGUGGCUUCACAGACACCUGCACCGACCCGCCCGAGAACCCCGCCAGCUUCAGAGGUGCCACCGGUCACAGCCGUAGGGGCAAGGUCCUGGGCACAGGCCAGUGUUACACAUGGAGUACAAGGGGAUGGUGGAAAGGGAUCAAACCUACCGUCGCCAUUCUCUCGCGAGGAAUUUCCCACCCUGCAGGCGGCUGGCGACCAGGACAAAGCUGGCAGAGAACAGGGCACUGCAGAUCAGUGGUAUGGGCCAGGACCAAGCCUCCGCCCCCAAAACGUUACAAGUUGGCGGGACGGUGGGGGCCGAGGCCUGGCACCCACCCUCUCCGGGGAGGGAGCGGCAGAGGGUGGCACCGGUGGGGCGUUGCUAAUGGACGGGGCAGCCGGGGUCCCGCCUCAGAACUCGCAGUCCCACGUGCCACCUAGGAACCCUCCCGCAGGCAGCCCCGCCUUACCCCUGCCUCAGCCCGCCGUGGGGCCUGGCUUUCCCCCAUUCCGAGGGAUUAUGCCUCCAUUCGUAAGCAUGUAUUCACCAUAUUUACCCUUCCCGGCAAAUUAUGGUCCUCAAGGGCCCUACAGGUUUCCACCACCUGGUGACGGUCCAGCUCCAAGGUUCUCCCGGUCACAGGUUGGUCCUGACAGCCGGCCUCAGCUUCUUCCACGCGAUGCGGGCGGAGAGGUGGUCAAGCGGCCCUCCAUCCUAAAGCAGGAUGACCUCAAGGAGCUCGAUGAGCUAGACCACGAUGGAGAUGAAGGCUGGGCAGGGGCACACGAGGAGAUCGAUUACUCCGCAAAGUUAAAGUUCAGCGAUGAUGAAGGCGAGGACGAGGGAGAAGAGGACACAACAGAGAGCAAGAGUGACUUAAAUGCGCAGCAGAAGUCUCAAGAGACCCCAUCUGCAACAUCCUGCUCUCGAGCCUCAGGCAGCAGUGGAGAUAACCGCCGCAGCCCUCCUUCCAACACUGAAGAAGGCCCGACUUCCUCAGCCAAGCCAGGAUGGUCUGAGGGCAGUCAAGGAGCACCAUCCAACCACCAGGACCGGUCUCACAGCCAGAGUGCAUCAUCGGCCUCGGGAAAAGUAGGCCACGCCCAGCAUCAGCCAGCAGCGGGAGGUCCGACCCCUCCUCCUCAGCCCGGGCUGCUGGUCCACGGGGUCCCGGGAGACGACGAGGACGAGACGUGGCGUCAGCGCAGGAAGCAGUCUUCCACCGAAAUAUCGGCUGCCGUGGAGCGAGCUCGUCGGCGCCGCGAGGAGGAAGAACGUCGAAUGGAGGAGGAGAGACGUGCCGCCUGCGCGGAAAAGUUGAAAAGACUGGAUGAGAAGCAGCAGCAGCAAGGCGGCAACGUCGCAGGAAGUACCGGCAGUAAGACACCAAGCCUUGAUGGGAAUUCCACAGCGGCCACAGCUGGCAGCCCUAGUCCGUCCUUGUCGGCCUCUGCGUCUUCCCCCAACAUCAGCCAACCGCCUUCGCCGUGCGUCGACCCUGAAGAGCCGCCCGCGUUGCCCGUGCAGUCAGGCACGGGUCUCGCUGUCGGUGACAGACAGCGGGCGAGCAGCAACAGCAGCUAUGACUCUAGCACGGAUGUCCAGCAUUGUCCUCAGCCGGCUGUGACACUGCCAAAGCAGCCUACGUUGGAGGUUUCUGCACCAGUAGACAAAGAGGACACUGUCUGCACUCCUCCAAUGCGUGCAGGAAGCGGAGCUGAAAGAGGAACGGAACCGGUGAAGAUUGAGAAUAUCGGAGGGGGAUCCGGCCGUCAAGCUACCAUUCCUCCAGGCCAGGGUUACUCAAAGUACCAGAAGUCCCUCCCACCUCGUUUCCAGAGGCAGCAGCAGGAGCAGCUAUUGAAGCAGCAACAGCAGUGGCAACAACAGCAUAGCCAGGCAUCUCAGAGCCAGCUCUCCCCUCAAUCCCAAGCACCGCAGGGUACUUCACCGGUUUCAACGCCUCAGCCAGGACCCGGACCUAAACAGGGAGGACCUCUGUAUCAACCCAGCAAUUUAGUUCGGCCACUUCCGAUGAAUUUUGACCCACGCUGGAUGAUGAUGCCCUACAUGGAUCCUCGAAUGAUGCAGGGUCGCCCGCCUAUGGACUUCUAUUCCACAGGAAUGCACCCGUCAGGGCUUAUUGGCCGUGAGCGGUCUGAUUCAGGAGGAUCUGGUUCAGACCCCUUUGAUCGGCAACAGCAGCAUCCAGGGCAUCCUCACCGUGGUACUCCCCCUGUUGAUCCUAAAUUGGCCUGGGGGCCUGAAGUAUUCCCUGGUGGAGCGGAAGGUUGUGGUAUAAAUCCUCCUCUCAGGCAGAGGCAGACUUCAGAAGAGGAGGAUGUCACCAAAGGGCCCAGGAGUGACACUCCUCCACAUCGCUUAAGAGAGGCUGGAUUGGGACCCAUCAAGCAGCCCAACACAAGCUCCGGGCCGUCGAACCAGACGCCGCCUCCAGUUAAUGCCCCGGGUGGAAGCCAUCCCCCUCAUCACUACAUAAGUGGGCGCGGCAACUACAAUAACUUUCCUGAUCAAGGUGCAAGGAUGCCAGCCCACCAGCAGCAACAGCAACAACAAAGAGGUAGUGAAAGAGGAAGCCACUCCCGUAACUUUACCCAUCAGGACGAAGGCCAAAGCCGGGGUUCUCAGCCAGGCCAACUCUGGGGGGCUUCACAUCCUCAUUAUGAUCGCAAUGGCCGCGCAGACGUCCCAAAUGUAGAGGGCAACGCUCAUCUCCACCACCAUCACAACAACCACCACCCUCAGCAGCCUCACUACACUGUCCAAUCCCAUAGGCACGAGAAUAGCCACGACAAGGUAGUCGAGGGCCCUCCGAAGAAGACUAAUUCUUCUCCCCCGCUCCACCAGCCCUCCCUCUCAUCCUCAUGCUCCUCAACUUCCUCUUCUGCCUCGACCAGGGAAGAUGGCAACGUCAAGGCCACUUUGCAGCAUCCUCACAGGGAAGGUGAAGCUGGAGUUGGACAGAAUCUUGGUGAAAGAGGCAGUAUUGGCGGUCAUGUUAAGCAUGAAAAAACAGGCUCCGCAUAUGCACCACAUGCUUCUAUGGCCUCGAGCCCUCCUCCUGCUCAACAUGGCAGUCACCCCCAGCCAGGGCAUCAUCCCCAUCCAAGGUCAAACCAAAGAGUGGUGCGGGAUCAUAAAACAGAGACCCAAUGGGGCCCUCGACCUGGCAGCACCAACACAGUUGGUGGGUCCUCUCAUAGCAGGAGGAACAACAAUGCAGGUAGCGGGAACAAUUCCCGCGGUGCUGACGAUAUCACGCAUGCUCCAUCGGAGCAUAAGCCCGCAAACCAGUCGGGAGGCAACAAUCCCAACAAAAGGGCGGGUCCAAUCAAGAAGCCACUGAUGAAGGAGAUGAAGAAAGAGGGUGAAGUUGAUAGCGGAGGGAAAUCCAGCCAAGGCUUUGUGAAAGAUAAAGAGAAGGAUGGUGGUCAAUCGACCGCAACAAAGCAGGAUGCCGCUACCACUCAUAACACCUCCGCUCCGUCAGGGAAAGAAGAGCCUGCUGUAACGAUAAAACCCCGAAACAGUGGAAAAGAACGGCCAUUCGGAGGAGGUGGCGGUGGGUCAGGGAGAGCCCCUAAAGACGCAGACAAUUCUUCAGGAUUUUCAGCAUCCCGGAGGGACAGAGACCGGUCUUUUGAAAGAAGAACCGGCAAUUCCCAUAAUCAUGGAGUCGCCAACAAAGUCACCAGAGGCAGUCGCGGGCGAGGUGGAGAGUUCUACGGCCGCGGUCGCGGUUACAGGGGUACCUACACGGCCAACGCUGGCCCUAGUGGUGCCGCCCGUGGCAGAAUGGCCAGCAGGAGUGGCAGAGACUUUCGCACAUCUGUCGCUGUUGGCCACCAUCACGAUUCGAAAGGCGAAGGCCCCGUUGGGAGGCAUCCUCAGGAUAGGUCCCAUCACAACCCGGCUAGGGCAAGGAAUCGGAGCGAAACACGCAGUGAGGGCUCAGAGUAUGAAGAAAUCCCCAAAAGGAGGAGGGAAAGAGGAUCAGAGACGGGAAGCGAGAGUGGGGCGAGUGACCUCGGGCAAUCGGACAAGGACGACACCCACAAACCCAACACCAAGAAUGGCAUCGAUAAUACCAACACGACUUCUAGUGGGAUCAGUCACUCUGCGCCACCAAGGGGGACACAGGCUCGGGUGUUCACUCCGAGGGGCGUGCCGUCGAGGAGGGGCAGAGGUGGCGGUAGCGGAGGAGGAAAUAUCUUCAGGAAUAGCGGCAAUGUCGGAGGACCGGCCGGGGGACACAGGGGUGCAGCCUCUCACGGGGGUUCCUCGAGGCAGCCAAACUCUGCGCGAAGGCAGCAAGCCCCGUCGCAUACCUCAGGGCACAAGGACUUGGGCAGGGGAGGGCCACCUUUAGAGAAGAAAGAUAAGACAGCUGAUGGAAAUCAAACUCAAAGUCACGGACCCAACCUUCCUCAGAGCUCUUUGUUGGCCGCUACUCCUAACACUCAAGCGGCUACUGACAAUGGAACUGUUUUGACCCAGCAAGCUUCAAGCAACCCCGCAUCGAUUCCCAGUGGGCCAAAUUCAGUCCCUCCUCCAACUAACCGCGGGUUUCCUCCCGGCGGCUUCGAGCGACCCAAGCGUCGACGUCACAUGCGGUCUCAACAUCAGCAGGACAAGCCGCCUCGCUUCCGGAGGCUGAAAGAACGAGAGAAUGCCGCUCGGAUCAACGGUGGCGUGGGUGUCAUCGGAGGGGGAAGGCCCUCCUCUCCUUCUGUAAAUUCAAUUCAGGACAGUAACGGGCCUACUGUCACGGCUACGCUAAUCGGUAACGCCCAGAAUGCCAACCAUACCGCCACGCUUACGGCUACCAAUAACAGUGGCGGCGGGCACCUCGGCAAUGUGAACAGCCACCACCAUCACCACUUCAGCCAGGGUGGACCCGCCCACCCCCAGCACCACCACAGCCACGGAGCCAAGUCCCCAGACUUCACCAACCAGAACUCGGACCAGGCCAACGAGGAGUGGGAGACUGCUUCCGAGAGCAGCGACUUCACCGAGUUCCGAGACAAAGAAGGCGGAGGGAAGUCGUAUUCUUCUCACCACCACCACCACCACCAUGUCGGAAAAGGAGGAAGCGGCGGCGGAGGGGGCGCCAUCGAGCGAGAGAUGGGAGGGAAAGAGCCCCAAGGUAAUAAAAGAAGCUUUUCAAGCCAGCGUCCCGGCAUGGAACGGCAAAACCGGAGGGUGAAUGUCGGAGGAGGCGGAGGCAGAGGCCCUCGAGGUCCGCCCGGUGGCGCCGGCGGCGGGACAGGAAACGGAGGCGGCAUCCGCGGAGAGAAGCGGGGCAACUGGCCCUCCCCGAAAAAUAGGAAAUGA